ACAGCUGACCCCCCUCCCCUUCUCUCCCCCCUCCAGGAGCCACCAUGCCAGUGCCAGUGGGGAUCCUCCGGUUGCCACGCGGUCCUGAGGGCGGAAGCCGGGGCUUCAGCCCCACAUCUCCCCGCUUCCAGGCACUGCUGGGGGGGGACACAGCCACGCAGGAAGCACGGGCGACCCUCCGGCGGCGGUACCUGCAGGCGCUGGCGGCCGCCCGUGGUCGCCCCACACGAUUCUGCCUGCGGGCGGGUGUCUCCGUGGACGCCGUCUUUGGCGCCGCCGAUGUGGAGGCCGUGGCCUUCCAGGUGGACGCCCUGCAGACGCCCCUCGGGGUGCAGGCAGCUGCCUUGCUGCGUUACACUGACGUCCUCGCCUACUCCUUCCUCCUCGACAGACCAUUAAUUAAAUAAAAACCACCCCUUUUUUUACCCUUU
Molecule: messenger RNA, 431 nt
Organism: Phalacrocorax carbo (great cormorant)
Lineage: Eukaryota; Metazoa; Chordata; Aves; Suliformes; Phalacrocoracidae
Source: RefSeq, a predicted model, not a curated record